CACCGUCUCAUUCACGAUCAGUAUAUCUCAUCGAGUUGCAUGUAAAGGACUUACAAGUUACGUGAGAGAUACGCUAGAAGAUUACUGUCCGCACGAUUCGAGAAAAAUUUCCUGGGCUCGAGAAACACGUGCAGUUGCACUCACCGGUGUGGUUUCGAGCCUGCAGAAUUCGAAGACCAGCUGAGCGUGUCUGUCGCACGCACCUGAUUUCUUAUCAAUGGAUGAGCGACUUUAAAAGGAGCAAGACAAACACCGAUUGAGGAUUAGAAGUGCCCGUGCGCCCUUCAUUUAUCACACUCACUCUGGAGUUGGACGAAAACCCAUCGAAUUUCAUCAAUCUACUAACAUUUCAAUAACAUGGACUCAAAAUUGCCUCUUUUAGGAGAAGUGAAGAGUCAGUACGGCACUCUGGAGGAAUCGAUGUCUGACAAGAUGCCUUUCCAAGCCAGUUUAUCCCACGGCUUCGACGAUGGAGUGGCCAAAUCUAAAGUGCCGGCAAUUGCACUCGUCAGUGAUAGUGACUCUUCGUCAAGUGGCGAGCACUGUCACAAGGACCGUGGCAACACAGUCGACCAAGCCGCACGGCGCAAGCUGAUCACCGCCAGCAUCUUAUGUCUGAUUUUCAUGCUCGGUGAGAUCGUAGGCGGCCUGCUAUCCAACAGUCUUGCGAUCGCGACGGACGCGGCGCACCUGUUGACCGACUUCGCCAGCUUCAUGAUUUCGCUCUUCUCGUUGUACGUGUCGACACGGCCGGCCACGCGCCGCAUGAGCUUCGGGUGGUACAGAGCCGAGGUCCUGGGCGCGCUCACCUCCGUCCUGCUCAUUUGGGUGGUGACCGCCGUACUCGUGUACCUUGCCGUCCUCCGUAUCAUCUCGGACGACUAUGUAAUCAACGCUGAGAUCAUGAUCAUCUCGUCUGCCAUCGGUGUCAUCGUCAACAUCAUAAUGGGUUUGACGUUGCACCAACAUGGACACUCGCAUGGUAAUUCACAUGGCCACUCGCACGAAAAUUCGUUUGAUCCAGAGAAUGGCCUUUCACAUUCGCACAGUUCUGCCCAAAACAUAAAUGUUCGCGCCGCGUUCAUUCACGUGGUUGGAGACUUCCUGCAAAGCGUCGGUGUCUGCAUAGCCGCCUUCAUAAUCUAUUUUAAGCCCGAGUGGCGCAUUGUGGACCCAAUCUGCACGUUCCUCUUUUCCAUCCUUGUGUUGAUGACCACCUUCGCUAUUCUGAAGGACACCCUCAGGGUCUUGAUGGAGGCUACACCUAAGGGUAUGGAGUUUACAGACGUUUUGGACAUUUUGCACAGGACGGAUGGAGUGUUGCGCGUACACAAUGUCCGCAUUUGGGCGCUGAGCAUGGACAAAGUCGCAUUGUGUGCGCACGUCGUAAUGAAACCUGGAGAACAGUCAGAGAGAGUGUUGCGGAAUGCUGAGAACAACAUAAGGAAGCGGUACAAAGUGUUCGAGUUGACCCUGCAGGUUGAGCCGUUUGUGGAAAGUAUGGAUGUCUGCGAUCAGUGCGUCUGCCCAUGAGCCUGGCAAAAAGUGGGGCAGACUGAGAGAGGGAAAGAAGACACUGACUAACUUGUUUUUGUUUUUAUUCAAAUAUUUAUAAGCUUGUUGUUUUUACCAAAGCAAAGUGUAUCAACACAAAGGCCUGAGUGAGAAGUAAGGGUACAGUGUUCAAUAAUUAGCAUUACAGCUAAUUUUUUUAUGAAAGAGAAGUGAUAUGAUAAUCUGAAAUUAUCGUCAACCCAAAUGCAGUCUAAUAAAGACAACUCAAAUUCGUCAACAA
This is a messenger RNA of Cloeon dipterum, 1795 nucleotides long. RefSeq names its product proton-coupled zinc antiporter SLC30A2-like. NCBI's taxonomy places the organism in Eukaryota, Metazoa, Arthropoda, Insecta, Ephemeroptera, Baetidae. The record is from RefSeq and is a predicted model, not a curated record. Gene Ontology annotation, cellular component: plasma membrane. Gene Ontology annotation, biological process: response to zinc ion; zinc ion transmembrane transport. The transcript has 9 exons. The coding region runs from base 358 to 1533 and encodes 391 amino acids. Gene Ontology annotation, molecular function: zinc ion transmembrane transporter activity.